AUGAACAGUCAAGGACAAGACCGUUUUAACUACCCAUAUCAGCAGCCUCAUCCCCAAAUCCCUCAGCUGAACCAAUACGCCAAGUCUGAUAUUCCUUACAGUCCAAACCCUGAUUAUUACCAGUCAGGCCACCAAGGGAAGUCUCAUGGCUACAUGCCUUCUCAAUAUUUUAAUCAGCCACAACCUCAGGCAGCUGACGAGGAUUUCAUAAAAAAGGAAGAGCAGCUCCUCCAAAUUUCUAGCCCAGAAGUCUUGCUUAAAAAAUUCAUGGAGUUCCGCAACUGGGGAUACAAGGACUAUGUCAACAAAAUUGGUGACGAGUACCAUGCUAAUAUUGAAAUCGAACAAGAGGAUUGCUUCCGCCAAAUCAGCAGCAAUGAGACUAAGGCAAAACUUAAGGUGAUACUGGCAGUGCUUUAUCAUUAUAACUCGUAUCUUGCGUCAUUGUGGUGUCAAAAAUUCCAAAACCAGCUGGCAGGUGCUUGCAGUAAGAAGUAA
This is a messenger RNA of Blepharisma stoltei, 498 nucleotides long. NCBI's taxonomy places the organism in Eukaryota, Ciliophora, Heterotrichea, Heterotrichida, Blepharismidae. The record is from the annotation of a GenBank genome assembly.